Pyrus x bretschneideri (Chinese white pear) is the source of this 659-nucleotide messenger RNA. RefSeq lists its product as uncharacterized. The record is from RefSeq and is a predicted model, not a curated record. The transcript is spliced from 2 exons. NCBI's taxonomy places the organism in Eukaryota, Viridiplantae, Streptophyta, Magnoliopsida, Rosales, Rosaceae. Bases 75 to 491 code for a protein of 138 amino acids.
UUCCGCAUGAGAUUUUCCCCACAUCUUCACUAUUGACAAGAAGAGUACAGCAUAUUUUACGAGUGACGGAGAUUAUGGCGCAUCCACUUGCGUCACCGCCACCUACCACCGCCGCAGCAGCAACAAUCUCAACAGCGGCAACUGACAAGACUACGCGUUACCGGUCAGUUGGUUUCCGAAUUGUCAGGGCUUCCCAUCAAGCUUCCGAUGACCCCCAUGCCGCGAACAAUAAUCUCGUUAACCGCAGGACUGUGGGUUUGGGUUUGGCGGCUGCUGCUCUGAGCUUCAAUGUGAGUAACCCAAAUUCAAGUGCAAAUGCGGCAGCCAGGAGGCCUCCACCGCCUCCGGCGGAGGAGAAGGAGAAAAAGGACCCUAAUGUGAGUGGUGUUUUAGCAAAAGUGCUAGCAAGCAAAAAGAGGAAGGAGGCCAUGAAACAAUCGGUGGCCAAGCUAAGAGACAAAGGGAAGCCUAUCCAAGAGCCAUCUGAAUAGUUUCUUUCUUUCUGAAAUUAAGUAGCGCACUUUGGAAUUGUUUGUCAGUCUUCCUUCCUCUUGAGCUACCAAUUCUAUUUCCAAUAUUUGAUAGGGCGCACGUUCUGUUGGAGAUUCAAACCUAAAACCUCAAGUUUAAAAGUAAUGUCUCCUUAACAAUUUGAGCUA